Messenger RNA from Hydatigera taeniaeformis, 2037 nucleotides. The record is from the annotation of a GenBank genome assembly. Lineage: Eukaryota; Metazoa; Platyhelminthes; Cestoda; Cyclophyllidea; Taeniidae.
AUGGAGAUCAGACGAAGCCUUGAAGCGAAUUUCCUUACAUGUCGCAUUUGUAACAAGCCUUUUACUACUCCCAAAGUGUUAGCAUGCAUGCACACUUUCUGCAAGCCAUGCCUGGAACAUGUCCUUGAGCAGGAAACACUGGAGGCAGCACGAAAGCGCCGCGAAUUAGAGCAGUUUCAGAGGUCCUCCGGUUAUUCUUCCACCUCCUCUGUAUCUCAGUACAAGGGACGCUGGACUCGGGCUUUCAAGACGAACGACCAUCAAUAUGACAAAUCACGGCUCUCAGAUGACACGAUUCAAUGUCCAGUGUGUUCUAAAAAGACUAUUUUACCAUCCUCCGGAGUCCAUGGUCUUCCUGAUGAUCGGAUGGCCGGAAAAUUGGCCUGUAUUGUUGGGAAGAUCCCAAACUACCCAAUUUGCGACGUCUGCUCCUCUGGUAAUCCAACUAUCUGUCCCGAUAUCGGUCUCAGUGAUACACCUGCUCUCAAUUCGAAGCCUGACAAUCAUAGGCCAUGGACAGACGCGGAAGAUGGGGAUAGUACAAGUGAUAUUCAGUCAACAGAAGAUGAAGAAGAUCACUACCGCAAUGGGGGACGUCUACAUCGCGGAAGUCUGGGCAUCCAUUCGCGUAAUGGUCGUCGCCAUGUUCGAAAUGGACAGAAGAAGAUGUCAAUGAACGCGUCAGAUGAUGAACUAUUUGCGUCUUCAUCGAGUAAUAAACCAACACGACCAAAUGAAGCUGUUGCUGCUUGCCUUGAGUGCUCCAAACGUUUGUGUGAUUACUGCUUGCAAAAUCAUGCAAAAGUGGCCGUCACAGCAAAUCAUGUAAUCAUUCAAUUGAAUCAACUAUCCCAAAUGUCAUGUUCUCGACAUCCGCGUGAAGCUAAGCGCUUUUUCUGUUUAACGUGCGGAGAGCUAGUAUGUCUUGUCUGUACGUUUGAAUCGAGUGUUUCAAACUUGAACUCCAAGAGUGACGAUGAAGAUCCCCCUCAUGCAGGAGGACACGCUGAUCAUGAGGUUUUAUCCAUUCGUCAGGGUCUCAUAAAUCUCGAACAACAUGUCAACAAGUCGAUUUUUGAUUGUAAACAGAAGGCAGAACGUUUGGAGCUGCUACUUCUCGGCCUGAAAUCCUGUGCAUCAAAUGUGCUCUCCCUUAAGGCCUCUAUUAAUACAGCUGCCGAUAACCUUAUCAAAAGUAUCACAACACAAAAGGAGAACCUCCUACAUGAACUUGAUACGGACGUGGGAGUAACUUCAGAACAACUGACUUCACAGUGUGAGAUUAUAGCAGCCUCUCUGGCUAAUUGGGAUGAGAUUAAGGAUGAAGACGACCUAAUGGAAACCAUCUACGCUCUUCAUCCCGUUGAGGCUCUAGCAGAAGCGAGUCAUAUCCGCGAGAAAUAUUACAAUGUUUUGAAUGAGCUUAGCGCUUCCAUUCCAAAUCAGGAAAAUUGGUCUCACUUAGUUAAGGAGAUUGAGACGUUGGAGCAUAGUUUUUCUCAACAUGCUAGUGUGGCAUCAAAGGAAGAUGACGGCGACAAUGAAACAGGCAAUGAGACAGAUAGCUCCUCAGUUGCAAGUACCAGUCCUCAAAAGGUAUCUAAGCGAGUUAGAUUUGCUCCACCGACCGAAGCCAUUGGCAUGAUUCCACCCUCCUAUAGUGCUCACUGGACCCGUCGUCUCGGUAAGUUCAUUCCCGGUGAGGGCGCUGAUUUGGGAAGACGUGCAACACCUGGCCAACUGGCCGCUGAGGCAUUCUUUAAGCGGGACAAGUUUGCCUGCAAAGCUAUCCAAGCCAGCCCUACAGACGUGAACGGACGACCUCUUCCGGCAGAGCGUGACUCACGACGACAUCGAGCCAUUCAAGUUGAUCUUCGGCCUACCAAUCAAACUGAGAACACCACGCAGACAGAGGCCUACAGCGUGAACGCCAUUCACCGCAUCAAAGUGGACUUUGGAACGCAAUACCAGAGCUCUGACGUCAACAUACCUCUAUCAUUUUUCCGAAGUUCCAAACAGAUUACCGUACAAAAGUAG